Messenger RNA from Anolis carolinensis (green anole), 4964 nucleotides. It is a transcript of the gene cdh5, whose product is annotated as cadherin 5. Gene Ontology annotation, cellular component: bicellular tight junction; adherens junction; catenin complex. Gene Ontology annotation, molecular function: cadherin binding; calcium ion binding. The transcript is spliced from 12 exons. NCBI's taxonomy places the organism in Eukaryota, Metazoa, Chordata, Lepidosauria, Squamata, Anolidae. The record is from RefSeq and is a predicted model, not a curated record. Gene Ontology annotation, biological process: regulation of establishment of cell polarity; homophilic cell-cell adhesion; adherens junction organization. Bases 206 to 2521 code for a protein of 771 amino acids.
CUCCCAGCUGGGAAACCUUGGAGACUGGGAAGCUGAACACUCCCUGUAUUGCUCAAUGCAGAGAAAUUGCUAGUUGCAUUAUGUUCUAGAUAUUUCACUUUACCCAGUCAUUACUUAGGAUGUAUUAAGUGGACAGAGGCAACAGAAUUGUGUCGAUUUGGACAAAACCCAAGCCAGGCUUUCUAAGGCUACCAGACCUACAGAGAUGGCAAGUCACUGCUUCUUCCACCCUCUGAUUUUCCUAGCUCUGGCUUUGGUUUGUGAUGUUUUCUCAGAGUCUGCUGAACACAACAGCCACAAGCGUAUGAGGAGAGAGUGGGUCUGGAAUAACCUACACAUCAGGGAAAAUCUGAAUGUGACACUUCCACACCAUGUUGGGAAGAUCAAAUCAACCAUUCAGAAUCCCAAUGCAAAGUAUGUUCUCGAAGGAGAAGGCGCAGGGACUUUAUUCCGAGUCAAUGACCAUACAGGAGAUGUGGCUGUGAAUGAAAGGCUGGACAGAGAAAAGAAAGCCAUGUACCAGCUGAAGGCCCUCAUUAUUGAUCGAAAUAACAAUCGACAACUGGAACCACCGUCCACGUUUCAUAUUGUGGUCCUGGAUGAUAAUGACAAUGCCCCGGUGUUUGAACAAAAAGUCUUCAAUGGAUCUGUUGCAGAAAUGUCACCAUUAGGAACUUCAGUUACCAAAGUGACCGCUGUAGAUGCCGAUGACCCAACCAUCCAUGGCCACGCUGACGUUUUCUACAAAGUCAUUCAGGGGAACCAGUACUUCAGAAUAGAUAAGUUUGGGACAAUUUACACAGCUGCACCUGAUAUGGACAGAGAACAAAACUCCACAUAUACAAUUGUAGUGGAAGCAAUGGAUGGCAAAGGUCUACGCUCAGAAGAAUCAGGCACCGCUACAGUUCUCAUUCGAUUGAUAGAUAUCAAUGACAACUUCCCAACGUUUCGGCGAGAUAGCUUCACUUUUGAAGUCCCUGAAAAUAUCAGGUUAGGGGGUAAAGUUGGAAGCCUGGAAGUUGAUGACAUUGAUGAGCCACAGAACAGGCAUACGAAGUACAGUUUCGUACAAGGGCCUUACCAAGACACCUUUGAAAUCGAACCCAACCCUCAAACAAAUGAAGGAAUAAUUCGACCCAAGAAGCCGCUGGAUUUUGAAAAGAUAUCCACGUACAGAUUUACUGUUGAAGCGACUGAUGCCGACAUUAACUACUCGUAUUCCCGCACAAAAGGGUCCAAAAGUCUUGCGAGUGUAACCAUCAAAGUGAUUGACGUUGAUGAACCUCCUGUCUUUGCUCAAUCAUCAUAUAGAUUUGCAGUAAAAGAGGAAAGUGUUAGCAAAAAAUCUAUUGGAUGUGUUUCUGCAACUGAUCCCGAUAAAGCAAAACGAGAAAUAAGGUAUUCUGUUCUAAGAUCGAAGUAUUUUGAAAUAUCAAGCAGGGGAUGCAUUUUUGCCACGAAACUCCUUGACAGAGAAGAAUAUGCCUGGCAUAACAUCACUGUGGCAGCCAAUGAAGUGGGCCAAAACAAUAUGGUGGUGCCUAACUUAGAGACUCAUGUACCAGUCUACAUUAAAGUUGAUGAUAUUAAUGACAAUGCACCAGAAUUUGCUGAACCGUAUGAUCCUCGUGUGUGUGAAAAUGCUGCACAAGGAAAGGUAAUCAUUCAGAUUUCUGCUGUGGACAAGGAUGAAAUGUCACCGGGACUGAAAUUCAAGUAUUCCUUGGUCUCUGAAGACAGCAACUUCACUCUUGUUGAUAAUCAUGAUAAUACCGUGAAUGUCACUGUCAAAUACGGACACUUUAAUCGAGAGCUAGUCAAAACCCAUUACUUGCCUAUCAUCAUCUCCGACAAUGGUUCACCUCAGCAGAGCAGUACGAGCACCCUUUCCAUCCGUAUCUGCAAAUGUGAUGAGGAAGGCAAUGUCAUCUUGUGUGAUGAGGCAAUGAAACAAGUUGGAGUCACCAUCCAAGCCCUGAUGGCUAUUUUCGUCUGCAUUAUUACUGUCAUUGUGAUCAUGCUGCUUAUAGCCUGGAGGAAGAGACACAAGAAAGAUCUGAAUGUUCUCAAGAAGAAUGUGGAAGAGAUCCAUGAGCAGCUGGUGGCCUAUGAUGAAGAAGGCGGUGGUGAGAUGGAUACCAACAGUUAUGAUGUGUCGGUCCUCACCUCGGCACGCCAGAAAGGAAUGAUGUCCCCAAGGAUGACCAUGGAGCCCAUGCCAUGUACCUACAGCCAAGUCCAAAAAGUCCCUGAACAUGGACUUUCAGGUACUGGAGAGAUGGGCAUUAUGAUCGAGAUGAAAAAAGAUGAUGCCGACAACGAUGGAGGUUUACUACCCUUCGAUACUCUCCACAUAUAUGGUUAUGAAGGUGCUGAGUCCAUUGCAGAGUCUCUCAGCUCUUUGGGAUCUGGAUCUUCAGACUCAGAUCUUGAUUAUGAUUUCCUUAAUGACUGGGGCCCCAGGUUUAAAAUGCUAGCUGAACUCUAUGGGUUGGAGCCCAAUGAGGACCUCGCUUAUUGAAUGAGUGUUGUCAAUAGAUUUUCCCAAACUUUUAGCAAUACUGUCAUUUCAGAAGACAGGGCCAAUCAGGUCUUCAUGCAUUUUCCUUACACAGAGAAGGUUUAGAUAAUCAGGAUAAUAGAAACCAAGAAUGAAACCAGGGUCAUAGAAACAAGACUAAGAUAUUGCAUCUUUUAAACCCCAUUGCAUCGUGAGGGAUUUGAAAUGCUUAUUGCGGAGAUACAUUUUAUUUAAAACAUAAUUGUGCUCGUCCUGUUGAGUGAAAGCCUUCUGGAUUUCCAUGCUCUGUAACUACAGUAGAGUCUCACUUAUCCAACAUAAACGGGCCGGCAGAAUGUUGGAUAAGUGAAUAUGUUGGAUAAUAAGGAGGGAUUAAGGAAAAGCCUAUUAAACAUCAAAUUGGGUUAUGAUUUUACAAAUUAAGCACCAAAACAUCAUAUUAUACAACAAAUUUGAAAGAAAAAGUAGUUCAAUAUGCAGUAAUGCUAUGUAGGAAUUACUGUAUUUACGAAUUUAGCACCAAAAUAUCACGAUGUAUUGAAAACAUUUACUACACAAAUGCGUUGGAUAAUCCAGAAUGUUGGAUAAGUGAGUGUUGGAUAAGUGAGACUCUACUGUAUUCUAACUGAUUUCAUUCUCAGUGAAAAUCUCUCAUCGUAUUUGUUCUCUCAAGAGACUUGUGACAAGGCAUCUUUACUGAUGAGGAAAUGCAACUCAGGUCCCAUGUACACUGCCAUAUAGUGCAGUUUAAUCUCAUUGAAUUGCAUUAUAUGGUAGUGUAGCUUCAUAUAAUAAUAAUCAUCAUCAUUUAAUUACUUAUUAAUCGCCCUCCAUCCAAGAUGCUCUAGGCGAUUUACAAGAUAAAAUUGUAAAGGAUAAAAACAUACAUACAAAUAUUGAUAAAAUUAACAUAGAUUAACAUGAAUAGUUAGGGUAAUUUUGGAGAGAUCCUAUGGGUCAUUCCAUGCCAAGUGAUCUAAACCUUCCCACCACCAUGUUCUCCAAUUUUGUUCAAAUGUUAGCUGUAGCAUCAGUCAGGUAUUAAACUAAGUUUCCCAAAAAUUUGAGGUCUCUAAGGAAAGUUUACAUUACUUUUAACAGUUGCAGUGAUGUUAGUAACUAAAUGCUUGUCACAGUGAUGAGCUCUUGAAACAUUAACUAAUCAGUUUUACAAAACAAAAUUGGAAACAUAACUUCCUUUUUUGUUGUAACAUUAAUGUUCAGUUCAUAUUAGCAACUGUAUUACACUAAAAAGAGCAUAAUUCUUGAGCCUUAAGAUUUGCUGUAGGACUAUACGAAUCUUCUGUUUCUAUGUGGUUCUGUUGCUUGCCCCAAAAUUCCUAAAUGUGAUAAAUAUGGCUGUGGCGCAGGCGGGAGAGCAAGCCAUUUGCAAUUAACUGCAAUGAAUCACUCUGACCAGGAGGUAAUGAGUUCGAGGCCCGCUCGGAGCCUAUGUUUGUCUUGUCUUUGUUCUAUGUUAAAAGGCAUUGAAUGUUUGUCUAUAUGUGUAAUGUGGCGCAGGCUGUUGAGCAGCCUGCUGCAAUAAAUCACUCUGACCAUGAGGUCAUGAGUUCGAGGCCAGCCUGUGGCGGGAUUAGCACCCGUCAAUAAUAAAUAAAAAAUAGCCACUGCUCGUUGCUGACCUAGCAAGCCGAAAGAUAGUUGCAUUUAUCAAGUAGGAAAUAAGGUACCACUUAUAAAAGUGGGGAGGCAAGUUUAACUAAUUUACGACUUGGAAUGAGGAAGUGCCGUCAGAGUGGAUGAUGAAGCAGCUGCUCCCCCCUGUGGCCAGAAUCGAACAUCCCCUCAGAAGAAGGUUAAAUUGCCUCUGUGUCUGUCUGUCUCAGUCUCUGUUUGAUGUGUUUAUGGGCAUUGAAUGUUUGCCCGAUGUGUGUAUAAUGUGAUCCGCCCUGAGUCCCCUUUGGGGUGAGAAGGGCGGAAUAUAAAUACUGUAAAUAAAUAAAUAAAUCCAAUAGUUUGUGAUCUAGACCCCCUUAUCUGAAGGUUAGUCAGUCUGCGUGUGAACAACAUUUAAGAAAAUGCAGUGUUUGGGGUCUAAUAAAAUUGAAACUAAAUGGAUAAAAAUGGUUAGUAAAUUGAAAUCCUGUACAGUUGUUUCUGCUGAUUCCAAUGAAAUUAAUUUCACAUUAUGGAUGCAAAAUCUAGACAAACAGGUUGACUCAAAGUAUGCAUCAAAAUGUGACAAAAUGCAUCAUUGUGACAAAUUUUGGGCAAUAUUCAGACUGCAACAAUUUUCAUGCAAACGAAGACAUGGUCUUGAAAUUUUGACCAAGCAUUAUGCUUGUGCUGGACAUAAUACUGCCAAAUUUGCAACUGCCCAGUAUCUAUAAACACCCUGCAGGAUCUCUUUAAAUUUGGCACUUUCAGCUCAAAUGGUAAAACCUACCAAAGUUCAAAAGCAUAUUAUUUUUUUUAAAAAAGA